Molecule: messenger RNA, 1959 nt
Organism: Ruditapes philippinarum (Manila clam)
Lineage: Eukaryota; Metazoa; Mollusca; Bivalvia; Venerida; Veneridae
Product: IgGFc-binding protein-like
Exons: 10
Coding region: 27-1886 (619 amino acids)
Source: RefSeq, a predicted model, not a curated record
UAGUGAGAUUCUUUCUCCUUGACAAGAUGUUUUCUACAAUGAACCGUGUACUGCUACUUACAAUCAUUUUGGUUUAUUCGUUUGGACAAACACGAUGCACAGGUUCUUUUGGUCGAGACUUUUAUAUAGGUGUACCAAAAGCGUGGAACAAUAGUCCACAGUUUUCACUUCUUAUUACCUCAAAUACGGCUGGAUCAGCGACAAUAUACAUACCAUAUUUAGGCAUCAACACAACACGUAGUUUUAAUCAAAGUUUAGAGUACAAGGUAACUGGUGACACCAUAACCAAUGUAAAUACAACAGUGGAACACAAGGGUAUACACGUGACAACAGAUGUCGACGUCACACUUACUGUUAUGAAAUAUCCAACCAGUACAUGGGAAGGUUUUUUAGCACUACCUUCUACCAUGUUAUCUUCUCAAUAUAUAAUCUCGUCAGGCUACUCGCUUCAACGUUAUUCAUAUAACAGUAAUUUUCUUGUCCUAGCAGUACAUGACAACACAUCUAUAAACGUAAAUAUAGACAACAAUACAUUAAGAGUCACGUUAAAUAGACUUGAUACGUAUCUCGUUCGACGGUUAAAUGAUUUAAGUGGAGCUGUUGUUUUCAGUAAUAAACCUGUUGCCGUCUUCUCUGGACACGAAGCUGGAACUUCACAAACGACAUGUGGUCAUUUAGAAUAUUUCGUGGAACAACUUUUACCUACCAAACAUUUUGCUCAAGAAUUUAUCGUUCACCCGGUACCGCCAAAAUCACAAUAUGUAGUGCGAAUAUAUAGCUCAUCUCAAAACACAUCUAUAACAUUUCGAGAUACAACGAAUCAAAAUAAGCAACUCCUUUUGAAAGCUGGUGAUUUUUAUGAAAUUUUAAGUGAUAAUGGCGCAAUGUAUGUUUCUGCAAACCAACCUGUUCAAGUCAUGUUGUACGGUACAUGUAAGAAUGAUGCUAAUACUGGCAACGGAUUUAUGUCUAUAGUUCCGGCAAUCAAUCAAUAUAGAAACUCCUAUCAUUUCUCCGUGAUUGCAACCAAUGAACCUUUUACUCAUUAUCUUACAAUCAUUGCAAAAACUGAGGAUAUAGCUGGACUUCGAAUCAAUGGAAACCAAAUGGGGAAUAUCUUUCAUAGCUAUGUGACACACGCAAACAAUGAGACGUUUACUGUUAAUGUAUACAAAUUGUCAGCCGGCGAAUAUCAUCUGUAUCACGUGACAAGUAGGACAUUUGGAGCAAUACAGUAUGGCUUUGGUGAUUUAGAUUAUGCUUACGGAUACCCACUGGGAAUAGAAGUUUACAAAGAAAGCAUAGGGAAUGACGAACUAAGGUGUUUCGACUGUAAGGAUAUGACACAUUUGUACCUCUGUGACACCGUUACUAAAUGUUCGAGUGGCCAGGUAUGUCAUGUGGAGACCUAUAGAACCAACAGUGGGCAAGUGAAGUACAACAGCGGAUGCUUGGCCUCCGAGCAAUGUUCUAGUAAGAAACGACAAACAAGUCAGAGUACUUCCGAAUGUGUUCACUGCUGCUCUUCAUCACUUUGCAAUUCAAACGGCUGUGGAGCUGAGGGUUUGCCUCCCCCUCAACUACGAGGACCGUUAUGCUACGACUGCUCGUAUGUUUCUAAUAUGGAUGAGUGUAAGACAGUAAGGCUGUGUUCGAAAGACGAGAUUUGUAGCGUGGAGAAGUAUGACUGGGGUGGGGUAUAUGACCAUUACACAGCAAAAUGUCAUAACAAACAGUGCAUUUCCCACAAGAGGCAAACUGAAGUCACAUCUGCACGAGAAUCACGAUCAACGCCCGUAUGUAAAACCUGCUGUGACGCUGAUCUUUGCAAUACCGAUUGCUCAAAGACGUCACAAAAUGGCACUGACAUCAUCAUUGUUGGAUGAAUUCGGACGUUGUCAUGAAAUUACUUUUUGGUGAUGGGAGAAAAACUUUAUCUUAAUAAAAACAAAAUUAACA